This is a messenger RNA of Scomber japonicus (chub mackerel), 2742 nucleotides long. Its product is annotated as TRPM8 channel-associated factor homolog. The transcript is spliced from 11 exons. Bases 1 to 2742 code for a protein of 913 amino acids. Lineage: Eukaryota; Metazoa; Chordata; Actinopteri; Scombriformes; Scombridae. The record is from RefSeq and is a predicted model, not a curated record.
AUGCCCAACCAGCUCACCCAGUCCUCCCAUGACAAAGCCUACAGCUCCCUGAUGAGAGGCUUGAAAGAGUUGGACUUCAAUGGUCCCGGUGUUCCCUGCAAUCUUGUUCUGAUUGGAGACCAUGCCUUUCCUUUAGCGGUGAACAGACAAGGCCAGGUCCUGAUGGCGGCCUCUCUGUACGGCCGUGGAAGGAUUGUGGUCUUCGCUCAUGAGGACUACAUGACCAACUUUCCUGCUCUGGUAGAGAACGCUCUGACCUGGCUGAGAGGAGAUGCAUCUGAAAACCUGUCAGUGGGGGUCCAAAAGAACGUAAAGAGAGUGGCUGAUAAUCUCAGCACAUCCAGCUUCCAAGCCAAAGUUGUGGAGGCCUUUAGUGAUGAUCUGAAAGUUGGUGUUUAUGUGACCUAUGUCUACAGUGUGGGUGCAGAUGCGAAGAACCUGGUGGCAUUUCUGAAAGCCGGAGGAGGAGUGCUGAUAGCUGGGCAGGCAUGGCACUGGGCUUCAGUCAACCCUAAGCAGAAUACAGUCUCUCAUUUUCCAGGAAAUAAGGUGUCUGGGGUGGCAGGGAUCUACUUUUCUAAGCACUAUGGGGAGACAGAUAUCCUGCCAGUCUACCCUCAGAUCCCCUCAUCCUGGAUGACUUUAGCUAUUGGUAAGGAUUUUGAAGAUGACUUGGAGUCCUUACUGAAGGGUGUUUCUGAGUUUGAUCUCAAGGGAGACGCAUUAGAGUCUGAGGUUCUGGUCCAUGGUCCACUAGCCUUCCCCAUUGGCACCAACAAGGAUGGACAGGCAUUCGUGGCAGGAGCCUAUUAUGGGCAGGGACGAGUCAUUGUGGUGACACAUGAAGAUCUUCUGUCAAAAGAGACACUGACUUCAUUUCAGGACAAUGCCAUUAACUGGUUGGACCAAGGCCGGAAGGGGGUUGUUGGUGUCAUGCCCAACCUAAGCCUUUACAGCAAGCACAAGUCAGAGAAGACAAACUUCAGGAAAGACCUGAGUGUAUUUGUAUGUACAGCAUACAGUGACCAACAUGUGGAUGAAAUCCAUGAUUUUGUGGCAGAGGGGGGAGGCCUGCUAAUUGGUGGGCAUGCUUGGUACUGGGCCCAGACACACCGUGGACAAAACCCAAUGACAGAUUUCUCAGGAAACAAGAUCCUGAAUAAAAUGGGCUUGAGCCUGUUAGGGACAAUAAUUCGAGGAGGUUUGUAUGAGGCCCCCGUGCCUAGCCAGGCCAAGAAAAACAACUACCACUUUCGUCAUCGUCUACGUAGCUUCGCUGGUCAUGUCAUCCAAGGUCAAGAACUCAUCAUGCAUGGAGAAGAUCACCUUAUAAAACUGGGCAGAGAUUGUGUCAGCUUCUUGAACAUGGAAGCUCAUGACAGCUACUCCUAUACACAGGUUCUGUCCAUUCUCACUGACAUGUUGAAGGCGGGCAUGCCACAGGUGAGUGAGAACAACCCUGUAAAGAAUCCCAAAGACCACUUUCUCCUCAAUGUGGGGACAGAGGUAUAUAAGGUUUGCCCAGAUCCUGAUGCCCUCCUGCCCUACAUCUUCAAGCACGGCCCCAUCAUGCCUUUUGUCUAUAACCGCAAGAUCAAGAUCAACGCUAACACAUCAGGAGGGGAGGAGUGGCUUAGUACAGGUCUGUACCUCUUUCCUGGUAUGAGGACUGACAUGAUCAUUCCACCAGAGAUACUCAACAAGGGAUGGAUGGUUCAGAUAGGUUGUCAAACAGACUACCUGAAUGCUGAAGAAUUAAAGCGAGCGCCACGUGUUCAUGAGCGAUUUCCUGUUACCACAGAGAAGAUGCAGGUGGACAAUCUGUGGGGGGGACUCAUCUACCUGGUGGCUCCACCCAACACACAGGUGGAAGGGGUAGAGGUAAUAGUGCAGAUAGCUGUACCUGCCCCUUAUUACAAGUCUGGUGUAACAACAGCAGCUGAUUGGUCCUUGCUGCGCAAAUCUCAAUCCCCUUGGGCGGAGUUGGAGUUUGACAACAUUGUCCUCACUGUACCAUCACAUGUUAUUCGGGAUCUGGACCGCCCUGAUGAGGUGGCCGGACUCUGGAACGGCAUCAUGAAGGGCGUUGCUGAACUGGCUGUCAUACCUCACAAAUUUGCACGCAAAGAACGCAUUGUAGCAGAUGUGCAGAUUUCCCAUGGUUGGCUGCAUGCAGGCUAUCCUAUCAUGAUGCAUUCAUCUAUAGCAGCUGAGCUGGUCAGACCAGAUGAUGCCAGGACAAAAGGCCUGUGGGGAGAAAUCCACGAACUGGGACACAACCAACAGAGAAGCUGCUGGGAGUUCCGACGACACACUGGAGAGGCCACGUGUAAUCUGUGGUCAGUGUAUGUGCAUGAAGAGGUGCUGGGGCUCAACAGGGCAAAGGCUCAUCCAUCCAUGACCUUAACAAGUCGAAGGAGUGGUAUAGAGGAGUAUGUUAAAGGAGGCAAGAAACUCAGUGACUGGAACAUGUGGGUAGCCCUGGAGACAUAUUUGCAGCUCCAGGAAAGGUUUGGCUGGGAUGCCUUUAAGAAGGUGUUUGAUGCCUACCACAAGAUGAGCAACUUUCCAGAAGACAAUGAGAGAAAGAUGAACCUGUAUGCUGAGACUUUCUCUACGAGUGUGGGGAUGAACCUGUCUGGAUUCUUUAAGUCCUGGGGCUGGCCCAUAGAAACAGCCACUGAGGAGAAACUCUUCAACCUGCCUGCCUGGAUUAACCACCCCAUGAGCCAGUAUGACUGA